AAUAAACAACGAGAGGCGAUACAUAGUAGUUACUGGAAACUUUUAUUUGUAUUAUUAUCAUUUAAAGGAACAAAUUAAUUCAGGGCGUCGUAAAGUAAACAAACAUGAGCGCAAUAAAUGACAAGGACAAGAAGGUUGGAAGAUGUUUACUGGGUAACUGGGUUGAGGAGAGGGCUACAGAACUGCUGUACAGGACAGGAUCUAAAUCUUGUAUUCAUGAGAAUGGACACAUAGGAAUCCUCACUGUGGACACAGCUGCUGAAGUGCAGGGUGUUAGUACAUUCAAUGCUGCCUUCAGUUCUCCAAAAAGCCUUGGAAUGAGACAGAAAGGAAAACGGACUGAACUUAUGGAAAAGGACCUCAUCAAAAAAAUAAGUGUUCAGGUACAUGCAGAGCUGAAUCCAGCCCCUCCAGCCUCUGAGUUGUGCUCGGUUACCAAAGCAGACUACAAGGUGGAGGGCUUCAAGCCUGUCCAUGCACCGCUCAACAUGAAGCAUGAUUACACGACAGAACAGGCCAUUACAUUCUGGAGUGAUAACUAUCAGAAGAUUCAGGGUGUGACAGCAGUUAAAACCAAGCAUUGCCCAUUCAAAAGAAAUGCCACCUUUAGCACACCAAUCAGUGAACAACUGGAUCAACUUGAUGACACCUUGCCAUACCCUUCUGAAAAUGAUGCUCCAUUGUGACAAAUGAAUUGUGAAAAAUAAUAUAGAAAAAUAGAAAAAAUAUUGUGAAACAUCAUUUAGUUUGUUUUGGAGUUGAUAACUACUAUGAAUAAAAUAAACUUG
Molecule: messenger RNA, 788 nt
Organism: Xyrauchen texanus (razorback sucker)
Lineage: Eukaryota; Metazoa; Chordata; Actinopteri; Cypriniformes; Catostomidae
Gene: spag8
Product: sperm associated antigen 8
Exons: 6
Coding region: 105-686 (193 amino acids)
Biological process (GO): positive regulation of transcription by RNA polymerase II
Cellular component (GO): cytoplasm; nucleus
Molecular function (GO): microtubule binding
Source: RefSeq, a predicted model, not a curated record